AACUACUGUCAGAGUUUCUGUGAGUGUGUAGAGGGAGCGUGUGUGGUCAAGCAAGACUGAAUCGUGCAGUGUGUUUGCACAGGUUUCAGAAACUAUUAGAUUGAUUCAAGAAGUAGGCAUAUGAAAAUAGUCAGCAUAAGGAUUCUCUCUUUUUAACAUUGGCUGCGGAUUACAGUAGUUAAUGACUUUUGAACAGAAGCUUACCAGUGGAUGAGGCCUCACCUGUUUGGACUUGAGUUGGAUGACUACAGUGGAUAGUAGAAGUGGACUGUGAGGAGUCGAAGAGAUCAUGGUCACUCGGCUGUGAGAGACAGGUGCAGUGAGGACAACACGGGCUACUAGUUAUUAUCAUGUCCAUCCAGGAGUGCCCAGAGAGUCCAGUGCUUGAGGAUGAGGAGGGUGAGGAAAGCAGAGGGGCGGAGAGAGAGUCGGACAGAGACAGUGCAGUAGACAGCGCUCUGUCAUCAGAGAUAUCGGAUGGAGGGAGAACUGGAGAAAAAGAGGAAGGGAUUGGGCUUUGCCUCCCAGGAGAAAAGUCUGGUCAGAUGUGUAAUCGCUCUGAGACUUCUGAUCAUUCUACACGUUCAUCUGCCUCGUUGAAUGAGGAGCAGUUUGAGGACUAUGGAGAAGGAGAGGAUGGAGAUUAUAAUCCUAGCAGCCCCUGUCCAGAUGAUGAGAUCCGCAUUAAUGGAUGUUCAGAUCUGGGCUCUUCUGUUUCCUCCAGUGCUGGUCAGACUCCUCUGAAGCUGCGCCAUGCUGGUGACCAGAUGGAUGGGUUUUGCUCUCAGUGUUGUAAGAGGGUCAGUCUUCUCAAGGACCUGGAGAACAGGCUGAAGAACCUCAAAACCAACAGCCCAAACAGAAAGAUCUCCAGCACUGCAUUUGGAAGGCAGCUGCUCCACAACAGUAACCUCAGCAGUAGUAACGGCAGCACAGAGGAUUUGUUCAGUGACAGCAUUGACUCCUGUGAAAUAGACAUUACAGAGAAGGUGAGUUACUUGGACAAGAAAGUGACAGAGCUGGAACAUGAGAUUCUGAUGAACGGGGAUGUGAAGUCGAAGCUGAAACAGGAAAACAUACAGUUAGUUCACAGGAUUCACGAGUUGGAGGAGCAGCUCAAAGACCAGGAGACCAGAGCCGAGGACAUGAUGGAAGAGGAGCUCAGGAGACACAGAGAGGCCUACAGCCGACUGGAGAAAGACAGAAACACACAGAUAGAGCUGCUCACAAAUAGAGUACACCAGCUAGAGGAGGAAAAUGGACAGAUGGCUGUAAACAUGAACAGACUGAAAGGCCAGACAGAGAAACUGGAUGAGGAGAGACAGCGGAUGACAGAUAAGCUGGAGGAUACAAGCUUGCGGUUGAAGGAUGAGAUGGAUCUGUACAAGAAGAUGAUGGACAAGCUACAACAGAACAGAAAUGAGUUUAAGAGGGAAAGAGAUACCAUGCAGGAGGUAAUUGAGGACCUUCGGCGAGAACUUGAGCACCUCCAAAUAUACAAGCUGGAGGCAGAAAGAAUGGGGAGUGGCCGCAGAUCCUCCAUAAGCCUAUCAGAAUACAGCACUCGAACACGUGAGAGUGAGUUGGAACAGGAGGUCAAGAGACUAAAACAGAGGAGUGUUUCCAAGGACAUGCCCUUUGACCUCCAGCAGCUUGUGUCUGCUCGGGCACGACUCUGUCCGAGUCUGAUGGAGAACCAGAAACUGAGGGAACAGAAUGAAGAUCUAAACGGUCAGCUUCUCAGUCUGAGCCUCCAUGAGGCCAAAAACCUGUUUGCCACACAAACAAAAGCGCAGUCUCUGGCCAUGGAGAUUGAUCAUGCCUCUCGUGACCAGUUGAUGGAAGCCCUCAAGGAACAAGAAGAGAUAAACAUCCGACUCAGGCAAUACAUGGACAAGAUCAUUUUAUCUAUUCUGGACCACAACCCGUCUAUUCUGGAAAUCAAAAUCUAAAAGCCUGUCAUAAGCUGUUUAGAAUCUUAACAGUGGCUCUAGAGCUCCCCCUGAGGUAGCGCUGAACCUCAAAUGACUUGUGCCUCUGAAUGCACAAUAACUACAAUGUGCUGGUGUUUUGUGCACCUUUCUCUUGCUACAAAAAUGUAAAAUAUACUGGUGAAAUAUUUCAUGCACUUUUAUAGGGCAUUUUGCUGCUCUGUACAACACAAGGGAGUUUUUCACUGGAAUGUCAUUAUGAUUACUGAACUGCACCAACUAAUAUGUGAAUAUAUGACACUGGAUGUUCUUUUGAGUGUAUUUGGGUCAUAUGGAUAUUGUAUGUUUGCUGAGUUUGCACUGGGGAUGUGAUGAGGAAGGCUGAAUGAUAAAAAAAAGAGGAAUAUUUACCUAUUUGAUGGACAUUGAAGCCUGUACCAUUCAAAGUUGGUGAGUAUGAUCAGACUUUUGUUGGUAUACUUGUAAUGAUUUUGGUGAGAGAGUUUUUGACUGUCUUCCUAUUAUAAAUGGCAAGUGAGGGAACAAUGUAAGAGGAUACAAAGUAGAAGAAUAGAGGAGAGGUAAUUGAAACUCGAUCUGGAACUUGAUAACUGCCUGUUGUAAAAGAAAUGCAUUUUAGAGCAGGGCAAUGCUCUAGUCUGUGUUUGCAAUGUAAUUGUGAGAUGCUUAUUCUGACAUUACAUGCAGUAUGUGUGCUUCAAAAGGGAAGUGAAAAUUCAAGAAGCUGAAUGUAAAAUGUCAUUGUGAAUGUACCAAACAAGUAGUAUUUCAGGAUAUUUAUGGGCUUUAGCAUAAUAGUUUAAGACCUGUCUGUUCAUCACCUGAAUUAUGUUCUUAGUAGCCUUAAAGGGACUUGCACUUGUUCUUCCAAACUAAAAAUAAUAUUGUUAUAAUUUCAAAUGCACGAUCUCACAAUUUUCUAUAAUGUGAUUUAAAUACAAAUAAACAUACAUCAGACAAUGCAGGUCUAAAACUAAAAAGAACUAUGACAUUUGUGUUCCUAUUGCAAGAAAGUUUCUUUUUUUUUUUUUUUUUUUUUUUUUAUGUCAGACAUUUUUAAAAUGGUCUUUUUUUUUUAAAGAGCAUCCUAAAAGUGUCACCCACAGUUACACAUUUCUCUUACUCAGUCAAUAGAUUGAAUGUAUGUGAUGACAAUAUAAAGCAUUUGAUUUAUUCUGUGCUGAUCUAGGCCUACAUUCAGUAUAUGUGAUUCUGUAAAUUUCAUAUUUUCUCACAUCAAUGCCUCCUAUUUCCUUAGUAGUAUUUGAGCUUUUCACUCAUUAGUUAACUUAAGUAAACUUUUUUCACAAAUAACUGCUGAGCUAUUACACUUUAUACAUUUAUAAAAACUUGUAAAUAAUGUAAAGAAAUUACCUUUUUACUUGUGCCACUCAUUGCUUUUUCAUAGUUUCUCAGUUUAUUUUAAGUAAUAAUUUUAUAUGAUUAUUUCUUAUUCUCUUUAUAUUCAUGAAGGAGCCACUGAGAAUGUGGCAGUAUUAGUUUCGCUUGUUUUUGAGAGAGCAGACUAACCCAGUGGCUCAUGAUGGCACAACAUGCUGAAUGGUCACACACUUUAAUCCAAAAAGGGUAUCCGUACACUUGCACAAAAUGUAUACAAAUUGCAUUUCAUUUUCUGCAUAAAAUUAAUGUCAAAUGCCUUAGCAAUACUUAAGACUGUGGACUUAUUUCUGUUUCACAUCUAAAUUUGAUCAAGAUGUGCAUAUAGGCAUUUACAUUUGCAUGUCAGGUGUUACUGAAUUUACUGAACUUGAACAUGAGAAAUGAUCAAACUGAUCUUUUAAAAUAAAAAAAUACAAAAUUCCA
Molecule: messenger RNA, 3776 nt
Organism: Carassius auratus (goldfish)
Lineage: Eukaryota; Metazoa; Chordata; Actinopteri; Cypriniformes; Cyprinidae
Product: rab11 family-interacting protein 4B
Exons: 14
Coding region: 351-1952 (533 amino acids)
Biological process (GO): endocytic recycling; regulation of cytokinesis
Cellular component (GO): midbody; cleavage furrow; endocytic vesicle
Source: RefSeq, a predicted model, not a curated record